Messenger RNA from Pneumocystis jirovecii RU7, 375 nucleotides. RefSeq lists its product as uncharacterized. The transcript has 5 exons. NCBI's taxonomy places the organism in Eukaryota, Fungi, Ascomycota, Pneumocystomycetes, Pneumocystales, Pneumocystaceae. The coding region runs from base 1 to 375 and encodes 124 amino acids. Gene Ontology annotation, biological process: cytoplasmic translation. Gene Ontology annotation, cellular component: cytosolic large ribosomal subunit; ribosome. The record is from RefSeq and is a predicted model, not a curated record. Gene Ontology annotation, molecular function: structural constituent of ribosome.
AUGAAAUUCUCCAAAAAGACAAAAGUUACUCGUUCUGCAAUUUCAGAUGUAGUUACAAGAGAUUAUACAAUUCAUUUGCACAAAAGGGUUUUUGGAUGCUCAUUUAAGAAGCGUGCUCCAUCUGCAAUUAAGGCUAUUCGCAAGUUUGCAUACCUUCAUAUGGGUACAAAGGACGUUCGUAUUGACCCGCAACUUAAUAAAGAAUUGUUUAAGAAUGGUAUUAAGUCUGUUCCGCACCGUAUGCGUCUUCGGUUAUCAAGAAAACGUAAUGAUGAAGAAAAUGCAAAAGAAAAACUAUAUACUUAUGUUCAAUUCGUAAGUGUUUCUGGUGGUGCUAAAGGUCUUCAAACAACAGUGGUUGAGGAAGCUGUAUAA